This is a messenger RNA of Alosa alosa (allis shad), 2667 nucleotides long. Its product is annotated as zinc finger protein DPF3. Gene Ontology annotation, cellular component: nBAF complex; nucleus. Lineage: Eukaryota; Metazoa; Chordata; Actinopteri; Clupeiformes; Clupeidae. The record is from RefSeq and is a predicted model, not a curated record. Gene Ontology annotation, biological process: nervous system development.
AGGCCGAGCUGAUGGCCAAGAAGGAGACGCCCCCGGCGGAGGCCACUGCUCUGGAGGCUCUGCUGAGAGGAGAGGGGCUGCUGGACAAGAGGAGCAACGCUGCCAAGGAGGAGGAGACCCUGCUGGAGAUCCAGAGGGUCCUGGAUGCAGAUGAAAACGGGGACGGUUUCCAUGACGAUGACGACUUUGAAGUGGACACCCCUAAGAGGAAGCAUCGAAAUAAAGGCAGAACUCGGGGAAGCGGACGCCGGAGGACUGAAGCCGCCACCGGUGAUGACCAGGACAAGCCCUACGUCUGCGAUAACAGAUACAAACAAAAGCAUAACUCAAAAUCUGCCGACUCAGUCUGCGGCAAGCGCUACAAGAACCGGCCGGGUCUGAGCUACCACUACACUCACACACACCUGGCGGACGAGGAGGGCGAGGAGGAGCGCGAGGCCGACCUGUCACAGUCGCCACCGCCACAUCGCCCUGAAAACCACAAACCUCAGAAGGCACCUGACGGUACCAUCAUUCCUAAUGACUACUGUGACUUCUGCCUGGGCGACUCGGACUCCAACCGGAAAACGGGACAGGCGGAGCAGCUCGUGUCCUGCUCGGACUGUGGACGCUCCGGCCAUCCGACGUGUUUGCAAUUCACAGAGAACAUGAUGCAGGCCGUGCGGACCUACCAGUGGCAGUGCAUCGAGUGCAAGUCCUGCAGCCUGUGUGGCACGUCCGAGAACGAUGACCAACUGCUCUUCUGCGAUGACUGUGACCGGGGCUACCACAUGUACUGCCUCAAGCCCCCCAUGACCCAGCCCCCCGAGGGAAGCUGGAGCUGUCAUUUGUGUCUGGACCUGCUAAAGGACAAGGCCUCAGCAUUCAGCGAGACCUAGGUGCAUCGGGCAGUGGAGCGGGCAGUGUAGCGGUAGCACGGAGAAGCCUCGUGUUCCCCACGGCACCAGUCAACACACACAACGUUCAGGCCACGUACACACUCUUAGGGAUGUACAGUACAAAAUAAGACACCACCUAUAAAGAAUUGUCACUGUAAUUCUUAUGACCCAUAUAAACACACUCAAUAGUAUACAUUGAUGCAUACAUUCCCCUGUAAGUGUACAGAUAUUCCCCUAUAAGUAUACAGUGUGUGAACAGACACACACACACACACACACACACACACACACACACACACACACACACACAUACACAAGAUCACACAGAGAGACACACAUACACACACACACACACACACACACCCUUAAAAAUGCAUCUAAUAGGCUCAGGGCAGAUUUUCCUUUUCACCUUGUUCUGUAGUGCUCAUCCAUCUGGCCAAGAGACUGUCUACCUCUGCAAACACCUGUCACACGCGACCACGCACCAGGACAUCCGUGGAUCUCACACACUACCUCACGCCGGUUUUCACUGCUCGUCAUCACAAGUCCAAACUGUUGAUAUAAGGUCACUACAGAUGUUGAUAUCACAAACACUCAUUCGGUGCGUUCGGCUCAUCCUUUGCUAGUGAGGGAUGUUCGCCUGGCAGGUCCUCUUGUAGUGUUUCUCAUAUCUGGGCUUUUGAGAUUUAUUUGACGUGUUGGGUGGGAGAUGGGGAGAGCUGGGCAACGUCGGGCUGAUUAGGCGAUUAGCGCAUCCCAGAGUGCCGGGGCAUGUUGCAGCUCUCUAACUCACUGCCCUUCUUUCGUGUUAGACCCCCGACUUGUCAGAUGUGAAACAAAGGUGCCAUAUUUCAGUGGGUGGGGGAACUGAAAGUGUUCUUCCUGAAUAGUCAGUUCUGUUUGUCUUAAAAAAAGAUUUGUUCUUUUUCAGAAUAUCUUCAUCAAAGUACCCUUUUUUUUAAAUUAUAGACACAUCACAGAUAACGGAACAAGCAGUACAGUACAGUGCACUCCAGUUGUACCGGUAUUAGUAGCCUACACCAACCCACGGAUACAUUUUCUGUAAUAUAUAAUAGUGAAUGUUAAAAACCUCCUGACAGAACUACACACACACACACACGUCCUAUCAACAGCUUCCUAAAAUCUCACUACCCCACUCACUCUGGAACAGCAUCCCAGCAUGACUCAUUUUAGUGAAUUACAGAAGACAGCUGACAAAAUGACUCACAGAAACAGAAACAUCCAUCUACUCACAUAGUAUCUUUUGAUUGUGUGCUAUUACCAAUAUACCCAAAGACUGGGCGGAAAAAUAGAUCUAAUAACAUGGUAGUGAAGUGCAUUGGGGAAAAAACUCUUGAAAACAAACCAGUUGAAAAAGUGGAAAACUGUUUGAAAUGUAGAUGACCAGAUCAGUGUCAGUGUGAGUGUUAAUGACCGUGAACUGGUGUCUGCUCAUGAUCGGUCAUCAGAUGGUGUUUUAAUGGUAAUGAGUGAACUUCAAGUCCCCGGCCAAGUCUCUGUCCACUGCUCCCCUUCUGAAGCGUCCACUCUGUGUGUGUGUGUUCUCAGGCCAGUGUCUGAGUGUUCGAGCCACGCUCCCAGCAGGGCCAUCUGCUGAGCCGUAUGCAGUGUGACAUACUGUACAGCCACAUGCAAAUGGAGUGCGCAGCACACACACACAAACACACACAUACUUGAAUUUCCCCUAGGGAUCAAUAAAGUAUAUCUAUCUAUCUAUCUAUCUAUACACACAUACACAUGUACAUGGGCAGAUAAACACACACGCAGA